GCAAAAUCAAUAAUAAUAAUUACGUACAGUAUUAUAUUGUAGCUUAGCGCAGGUGUUUAAAUUAUUAUGGUUAUACUGAACCAAUAACAACUUUUAUAAAUUUGAGCAUGCUCAUACAAUGAACAAGUGAAUAAUAUACGGAAACGUUAGGUUUUGUAUGCGUAGGAAUGAGUGGAAAGUUGAAAGACAUGGAGCUAUACGGGCAGCUGCGCGCCGAUUUACCGUUGUACGACCGCCGCAACAUCGAUUACGCCUACCAUCAGGCACUCAACCUUUCCAGCCUAGAGGAUGCUACCACUGUCCGUCUACAGGAAGAUGCUUUGCUGGUCCCGCCCACUCGGCUCCGACGGAUGUUGGACACGGAGAAGGCGCGUCGGGUAACGACGCUUAUGCAGGAACAGGAGGCGCAGUUUCUCAAAAUCGCCCUCAAACCGUCUCAGCUCCCGCCCGCGGGCGACGUCGGCGGAAGGAUCGACCAGCUUCCGGUGCAGUCACUGGCGCGGCCCGAAACUGGCGAGCAGACCGAUAGUAAAACUGCUGACUGUACAAAACCCCCAAGCCUUAGUGUUACCUCCCAAGAAAGGGAAACCGAGCAGCUGGGCGUCGGGAGUCUGCAUUUGCCAACGCUCGGCCUGCGGCGCGCCCAUUUCGUUGGUUCCGAAGACAAACUGACCUUUGCCAAGCCCAGUGUGACCUUUAUCCCCAUUAUCACUGAUCCCGCUCCACCGGUUACGCUUAACCCGCUCACCGCCUUCACCAUCGAGACUGCUGACACAGAAGAAGCCGCAACCAAAGGUAGUGACGUCAUCUACGACGAUUACGACGAGAAAGACCUCGCUGAGCUGCCCGCGGAUUUCGGUGCACGGGCCAAUGUGUCCCGACCGGAUGGUGGUCUCGUGGAUUUCCGGGAGAUAUUCGCCAAGUGCUAUCGCAAUGCGCGGCGUAAGACACGGGCGGUGCUAGAUCAGGAGCCGACAAUCACCACGGUAGGAGAUCUAGCCGACAGCCGCGCGGCGCAACUGUCGCGGGUGGUGCCGUUCGAGCCGCUGGUUAGAGACUGGCUGGCGCUGCUGGGCGGCUCGGUGUUGGAGGAUGUGGAUUUCGAGAGCAUGGUGCCGGUGCUGUUCCUCGGUUUGGAGGAAGUUGUUAUCCAGGCACAGAGACGCGGCUUAAUUCCGCGAGACCCCGAGGAACCAGUGGAUGAUGUCGGUUUCCUGGACGACCCAUCUUUCGAUCCAGUAGAAAUGCUGGGUGCUUUUCUCGUCCGCAACCAUCCCAAGUACUGCAACGCGUGGGAAUCGCAUCCUUACGUGCGCAGCUUCCGACGCGUCGUUAGCGAAACUAGACGGGAGAAGCUGAAUAGUGGAGUAAAAUCGGAAUUAGCGGAUAUUGCUCAGUCCGCGGCGACUUUGCAAAAAACUAAUGGACAACCGUGGGUUGCUGCAGACAUAGGCGCAAAGAAACCAAACGGCGAUACCUUUCCUCAGAAGUCGUAUGCGGAUCAGCCAGCCCAUAGCUUCAUGGUGGAUGGAGUCUGGAACGGCGUUUUGGAUGACAUGUCACUAAUGUCCAAAACACAGCAGCAGCUUAUGGAAAUCCUGCGUAUUAUGCUGGAAUGGAGCGGUUCAGCGGAGAACGACCACGUCAGAUUGACGGUGCUGCGCUCGUCCGUGGUCACAUUUGUCCAAGAGAACAAAACUAUCGAGUACGAAACGAAAGAAUCCAUUAAACGUAUUGUCGAUCGCGUGAUAUCGAUGGAUGAAGUGGAUCAAAGAAUUCCUACCAAAGAUGCUGCAACGGUACUCGGUCGACUUUUGCUCUUGCUGCAACCGGAGGAGCAAGCGGCUCUGCGCGAGCACUGUGCGGCGUGCUUUGUCGGCUCGGAAGCGGAGCGCACCAUGCGGCGCAAUCGAGCAGCUGUGGGCGAUGUCUUUGACAAGCUGGACGAAGCUAAGACGGGAUUUUUAAGUCGACCGAAACUUCUGUCGAUUAUGGAAGAAUUUUUCCAAAGUCUCCCGGAGGAAAAGCAAGCCGAGAUGAAUAAUCCCUGUGUUUGGCCGGUGGUGCCGGCCGAGCAAACGACACAGGAAACGGAGGCCCGCUCUCUUCCAGCCGGAAGUACGCCGACUAUCUUCGACGUGGACGACUACACGUCUCUGUUGGGCGAUGCCGUAGACCCACGCCUGUCCAUUCCAGGCCUAGUUCAGGAGGAAAGCGAGAAGGAGAGUCCGAGUCGGGAACACGAAUAUGUGCGCUACAUGUACAAAGAGUAUCCGGCGUCCGGCUCCACCGGCCUCUUACGCUUGCACAGUCAGGACAUGCCGGAUGCGGUAUCUAAUUCAUCACGGGAAACUAGUUCAAAGGCCGUGUUGAAACGAGUUGAUAUCGCGGAUAGCUUUACUCGAAAAUUUGUGGAUGCCUUUAAUGAGCGGCAGAUGGAGCGGAAACGUCACUCGAAUCGGCCAAAACAACUGGGAACGGUGGAGUCAUUACCGUAUAUGGAUCGAUGGAUAACCAAAGAUCAACUGGCGACCGUUGUUUGGAACUGCUGUCCAACCGGGCAUCCGGAAACUGCCAGCGCCUUGUUGGCCUUUAUUGAGGAGAAGUACAGUGAGACGCCGGAUGAACGGUUAAUUCGAUUACGACAAGAACAGCAGCACGCACGCUACAGAGAGCGAAAUGAUAAUUUGGCCAAGGCAUUCGACCAGUUAGAUACCGAUGGGAAAGGUCACAUUACGGCCCAGUACUUAACGGAUGUGUGGAGUACCGUCAAGAUACCGGUUAGAAGUGCCGAUGUAUCGAAAGCACUACAGCUGCAUCAGUCGCUGCUGAGUAUUGGUACGUCGAUGUUGGACAGGCGGCAGUUUGUGGAGUUCUGCAGCGUUCUGCUGGAGAGUGUUGGCUACGACGUGGAUGUGGGCUCCAAACUCCUCGGCGAGGAAACUGUCAAAUCUUUAAAGCGGACGAAUGCGGAGAAAUCACGGUCGAUUAUGCGAAAAAUCUGGCUGGAUGAACUUAGCGAGCAUAUCGGUACAGAUACGAGCACAUCGAGGAAGAAGCAGUUUCAAGCAGCAAUCGAAGUGUUAGAAAAGGAUGCCAAACUGCAUUACGACGGUCGCGUUGUCACCGUCAGUUUAGCGCUGCUCGCCCGCAACAGCAUCAACCCUUACCGCGGUCAGCAUGUACUGCGAGUCAUCGCAGGCAGCCAAUCGGAUGCAUCGUUUUACCUCAAGAAAAUCGUGUUACCGGAUUCGGAAGAUAUCGGGUUCACAGUGAUCAGCAGCGGCGAGGCGAUUGUCAUCCCAGAUACGGCUGACACACCGGCGACGCUGCUCAUCAAUCCGCAACGGCAGCAAGUUGCACAUGGUCCGUUUGUUUGUCAUCCGUUGAUUGACGCACAUAGACGGUGUUUCGGCGUGCUGAACAUCGACGCACUCAGUAAUAAACAACCAAUCGCACCCUUCUCCGAUUCGGAAAUCGGCUUCCACCAAGGAGUCAUCCGUAUUAUCAUGGACGGCUACGGAGCCGCCCGCCAAAUAUCAAAGGUCAUCGACGCUACCGCCACAGCACUGCCCUGGUUCUGUCAGCAUCUUCCAUCUCUGAAAGAAAUCGUCGUCUACUUCCCGGAAAGGGGUAGCGGUCAGCGUGACGUGCAAGUUCGGCGAGUGAUUACCAUGCACAGCGGCAGCGAGGCGAUGGUGCAUCGGGAUGCCGGUGCUUUGGAAAGCGAUAACCCGCGAGUGCAUUAUAUUGUACGAGCCAUGGAUACGGCGGAGAAUGUCCGCACGGUGUCAUUUGGCGACAAGCAUAUUGCGUGUCCGGUGUUGGACGAGAAUGGAUUGGCGACCUUCGUUCUCGACGUUAAUUUCGGUGACGAAUGGUUGAAUGCGGAUGGAGACAAGCUGCUGUGCAAUUUGCUGGUCAUUUUGCAGAAAAGUGUUUUAGAACUGACGUCACAGUGGAUGUCAACCAACCACGAUGACGCCGGCUUAGAAAUUGAGGGAAAAAUGCCGGAGCAAGCACACUUCUACGUAUUUGGCCGGUUAAUGCUGACCAUCCAUCUACAGCCAAUCCUAAAGAGCGUCACUGCCUCCAUCCUGGCCGACCUGCGCACCAAGCCUGCCGCGCCCGCUCUCGUACAGCAGACCUUUCAGGCAGUGCUGACACUGCUUCAGCCCGUCCACGGACUCUCUGGGGGGUUUGCCACGUGGAACGAGAUUCGGUCGCAUGUGCGCAUGGACUUGCUGGAUGCCGUAGUGGACUACGAUCCCACCGCCCAUGGGCUGCGGCCAGUACGGGCCCAUUUGAUCGAGCACUUGAAAGCGACGUUAUUGGUGGAUGAGUGGCAAGCGGCCAAAGGUCAUCCGUUGUGUCGGUAUCUGUACCGUUGGAUUGUGACCAACGUCUUUCUGAUGCGCGUGGCACAGCGUGUGGAGCAAGUAGGGCAGGCCGCGUCGAUGACAGAGUUAUGUGAUGCUUACGUCCAAACGAUGCCGGUCAGCGGCGUCCAGAAACCCCGACCGACAUUUUAUUAUAGCUGAAUUGCAACAUGAAUAAAUUUGUGUGGUCUGCCCUUUCGUGUCCGUCUUAAUUUCCAGAUCUGAAAUUUUGCCAGGUUAUUUAUCUGAA
Messenger RNA from Paramacrobiotus metropolitanus, 4629 nucleotides. RefSeq lists its product as uncharacterized. Lineage: Eukaryota; Metazoa; Tardigrada; Eutardigrada; Parachela; Macrobiotidae. Gene Ontology annotation, molecular function: calcium ion binding. The coding region runs from base 168 to 4541 and encodes 1457 amino acids. The record is from RefSeq and is a predicted model, not a curated record. The transcript has 21 exons.